UCUAUAGAAACCACAUGCAUACUUACAGUAUCCUUCUCUUUUGUCACAACAGCAGCAGGGAAUAAAUCAGAAAAUGCAGUAAGAGACCACAUAGUGAAUGGCACUGCUGAAGCAUCUCAGAAGGAUGAUGAUGAUGAUGCAUAUAUAGAUGAGGACAGUACUGAAGCAACAGAAAUUGCUGAGGAUCCAUCCAAUAAUAAUGAAAACUCAGAAGAAAGAAAGAUAGAUCCUAUUAAUGCGUUUUUGGACAAGCUUGUAUUAAAAAUACAAAACAGGCCAAGACCUGUCGAUGAAGUGAUAUGCUUUGAACUGGAUGAAGAGCAAAAGACUGAUAACACUGAUAACAUUUUUGCUGAUAUAAUGCAAGAUACUACAAAGCUGAUUAUUGUCAUUGCAAGCAUCUUAUUUGCUAUUAUAAUCAUUGGAGUUUUGGUAUACUUCCUUGUAAUAAGGCGCUUAUUCAACAAAAAAAAGGAUGAUUUAAAGAAAGCCGAGGAAGGCAAGGCAGGAAAAGGUAUGGAGGGCAAGACAAGCAAAGAUGGAAGUGAUAAAUCAAGUAAAGCCAAGAAAAAAGGCGAGAAGAAAAUAAAACACAAAAAGAAAAAAGAAGUAAAUGACAAAUCAAGUAAAUCAGAGGAUGAUAAAUCAAGUAAAGCCAAGAAAAAAGGCGAGAAGAAAAAGAAACACAAAAAGAAAAAAGAAGAAAGCGAUGAAUCAAGUAAAUCAGAGGAAUCGAAUAAAUCAGAGGAGGAAUCAAGUAAAUCAGAGGAAUCAAAUAAAUCAGAGGAGCAAUCAAGUAAAUCAGAGGAAGAUUAAUUAUGGGAUAAGACAUUAUGAAUAUUUUCAGCUCUACAUAUUAUCCAAGUAUGGACUUUAAAGCCCUUAUGCAGGCCGGUUACAGGGAGCUGUUAAUAAAUGCCAAGUACUUUGCAAUGGAAUAUGGAUGAGCCAAUCUGAAUCUGAAACUUUUGUACUGAUUGCAACAAUACAAUUUUGUCGCACAAAUUGUUGCGCAAAGUACGAAAAAGU
Molecule: messenger RNA, 1029 nt
Organism: Xenopus tropicalis (tropical clawed frog)
Lineage: Eukaryota; Metazoa; Chordata; Amphibia; Anura; Pipidae
Product: nuclear speckle splicing regulatory protein 1-like
Exons: 7
Coding region: 361-816 (151 amino acids)
Source: RefSeq, a predicted model, not a curated record